AUGCAGUUACCCACCCAGUUGUACACUGCAUGGCUCUACACAACAGUUACAAUCAUAUUGGUGCUCCAAUGCAUUUACUACAAGCAUUUCCUUCCGUGCUUGAGAAAGCGACGUAAAAUUGAAGCAAAAGCAGAUAAAGAUGAGACUGAUGCUCCAAAAUCCAAGUUCGAAGACGGAAGCAAAACAGCAUCAAAUGUUCCAAUUGAGGUACCACAUAGGAGGGACUUCUACUACGUGUCAGCAAGAUCUUUGGCUGGCAGUGAUAGUUCACCAAUGAAUAAGUGUUAUAUAAAGGCGAGGAGCGGUCCUCCUGCUCUGGAACAUGAUUCAGACUCUUCAACUGAAGAAGAUGAAUCAUUUCUUCCUUCCUUCAACAAGCAUGUUAUUGUUAGUCAGCCUCAACAUAUUCCUCGUCUUGUGGGAUAUGGAGCAUUUGCAGCUGCUUCUGCAAAUCUUCCCUUCUUAGCAAGAGCUUUAACAGAUACCGGUGGCUCAAUUUUCACAGGAAGGAGAUUUAUGAAGGAACCAGCAUUGCAAGAAAAUGCAUACGGACAAUGGUUGGGAUGGUUGAUGACUGCAAUAUAUAUGGGUGGACGAAUCCCACAAAUUUUGUUGAGUAUCAAAAGGGGGAGUGUGGAGGGAUUGAACCCUCUAAUGUUCGUUUUUGCGCUCAUUGCCAAUGCAACAUACGUUGGAAGCAUUUUAGAGAGAACCACAGAAUGGAAGAAGAUAAAAGCCAACAUGCCUUGGCUACUUGAUGCUAUUGGCUGUGUGCUGCUCGAUCUCUUUAUAAUCCUUCAGUACAUCUUUUACAAAUAUAUGAAGAAAAAGAAAAGCCAGCACUGUGAAGAAGAAUAUUACGGCGACUAUGUUGAAGCAACUAAACCCUCUUCGUACUGA
Molecule: messenger RNA, 900 nt
Organism: Fraxinus pennsylvanica
Lineage: Eukaryota; Viridiplantae; Streptophyta; Magnoliopsida; Lamiales; Oleaceae
Source: the annotation of a GenBank genome assembly